CCCCCGGCGGAUUGACCUUGCUGAGCCGGGCGAACGUGCAAGGUUGCCCGUCUGCCGAACCGUCUCCUUCUCCCCCGCCCUUUUAUCGCUCAAGGAGGCGACCAGGACCCACCGAAGAUGGCUUCCGCGGUGCUUGGAGAUCUUAGCUCUGCCGACUCGCUGUCGGCGAGGAGUUUGCGGCAGGCGCAGGGAAAGAGCAUCGGGGUGUUCACCAGUGGGGGCGACUCGCAGGGUAUGAAUGCCGCGGUUCGCGCGGUGGUGCGGAUGGGCAUCCAUGUUGGAUUCCGCGUGUACUACAUCCACGAGGGGUACCAGGGGAUGGUGGACGGAGCCGAGAACAUCAAGGAGGCCACCUGGACAAGCGUCUCUGGGAUCAUCCAACAGGGUGGGACUGUGAUCGGCAGUGCCCGAUGUCAGGACUUCCGUGAGCGGGCGGGGCGUCUGAAGGCGGCGGCUAACCUGGUCAGGGUGGGCAUCUCAUACCUGGUGGUGAUUGGUGGAGACGGGAGCCUGACCGGUGCAAACUGCUUCCGACAGGAAUGGGCCGGUCUGCUGGAGGAACUGGAGAAAAAAGGAGAGAUCACUGCAGAACAGAGUAAGAACUGUUCCCACCUCAACAUUGUAGGCAUGGUUGGGUCUAUUGAUAACGACUUCUGUGGUACGGACAUGACGAUUGGCUGUGACACGGCGCUGCAUCGUAUCAUGGAGUCUGUAGACGCCAUCACCACCACUGCUCAAAGCCACCAGCGUACGUUUGUUAUGGAGGUGAUGGGGCGACACUGCGGGUACCUGGCGUUGGUGACGGCGCUCGCCUGCGGUGCUGAUUGGUUGUUCAUCCCGGAGUGGCCGCCUGAAGCAGACUGGGAGGACCACAUGUGCCGCCGUCUGUCUGAGCUACGAACAGCAGGCAGUCGACUGGGGAUUGUGAUCAUGGCGGAAGGUGCCAUUGACCAGAAGGGGAACGCCAUCACAUCCAACCGGGUUAAGGAGAUUAUUUCCACCCGACUUGGCCAUGACACCCGAGUGACGGUACUGGGGCAUGUGCAGCGUGGAGGAAACCCUUCUGCCUUCGACCGUGUUCUGGGUUGCCGUAUGGGUGCGGAGGCAGUACUGGCCCUGCUGGAGGCCACACCUGACACGCCCGCCUGUGUCGUGUCACUGGACGGGAACCAGGCCGUCAGGGUCAACCUCAUGGAGUGUGUGGAGAGGACCCAGCAGGUUGCUGCAGCCAUGAAGAAGGGAAACUUUGAGAACUGUGUGAGUCUACGGGGCAGGAGUUUUCGCAACAACUUGGAGAUCUACAAGAUCCUGAGUCAUGUGAAACCCCCUAAUAACCCCCAGCAGCAUGUCUUCAACAUCGGGAUCAUGAACGUUGGCGCGCCCGCCGCUGGGAUGAAUGCUGCGGUCCGUUCGGCCGUCAGAACCGCCAUCUUGAACGGACACCAGCCCUACGCCAUUUACGAGGGAUUUGAAGGCCUUGCAGAGGGAAGACUGAAGAAGUUACACUGGAUGGAUGUGGGUGGCUGGGUUGGCUCGGGUGGUGCAAAACUUGGUGCUAAAAGGACCCAGCCAGCCAAACUUGGACUGCCCCAGAUCGCCAGUAAGUUUAAGGAGUUCAACUUGAGCGCCCUGCUUAUCAUUGGUGGGUUUGAGGCGUAUGACAGUGUGUUACAGCUGGCUGAAGCCCGUCCCCAGUAUAAGGAGUUCUGUAUCCCGAUGGUGGUGAUCCCCUGUACCAUCAGUAACAACGUCCCCGGUACUGAGUUCAGUCUGGGCACUGACACUGCACUCAACGCCAUCACUGAUAUCUGUGACCGGAUUAAGCAGUCUGCCAGCGGCACCAAGCGGCGCGUGUUUGUCGUGGAGACCAUGGGAGGGUUCUGUGGUUACCUAGCAACCCUCGCAGGGCUGGCGGGCGGGGCCGACGCCGCGUACAUCUUUGAGGAGAGAUUUGGCAUGAGAGACCUACAGAACGAUGUUGAACACCUUGCCAAGAAGAUGGUGGAAGGUGUGGAGCGAGGACUGAUUCUCAGAAAUGAGAAGUGCAAUGAGAACUACACCACUGACUUUAUCUACCAGCUGUAUUGCGAGGAGGGGAAAGGCUUGUUCUCUGCACGAAAGAAUGUCCUCGGACACAUGCAACAGGGUGGGUGCCCGUCACCGUUUGAUCGCAAUCUGGGCACAAAGCUGGCAGCCAAGUCUGUGGCCUUCCUGGCUGAGAAGAUGCACAACAACUACAAGGAGGAAGGUGGACGUGUAGUUGUGGAGUGUAAUGAAGAGGACACGGCGUGUCUGAUUGGACUCAACCGUAGAACUGUCCAGUUCAGUCCAGUCACCCAUAUCAAGUCCCAGACGGACUUCCAGCACCGCCUACCACGGGAGCAAUGGUGGCUGAAGCUGCGCCCGCUUCUGCGAAUCCUCGCCAAACACGAGAGCGUUUACGAGGUUGAGGGAACGGAGGGAAGCAUCGAGUGAAACCAACGAGUCACGAUAGAAGAAAAAAAAACGCGUGUGUGCAUUUUCAUCAUCGCUGGAACCUGGUGCUGUAGUGUGUAGCAAUGUUUCUAGCUUGCCAUCCCCGAAACCUAAAGUGGACCACUCCAUGUAAGCAGCAUGUCAGAGGGAAACUAGAAGAUACCAUUGCAACAUACAGGGGUGGUUAAGGUGGUUUCAGUAUUAUGAACCCAAGACUUUUAAGGUGGUUGACUUUUCAGAAACGGAAGUCCCAAGCAUGGUAAAUAUUAAUGUACAGAGUGUUGUAUAGUGAAUUUUGAAGUUCUGCUAGCAAAUACUGUAUUUCAAAGUUGAUUAAAAGAAAUAAAAGACAAGGAAAGAAGUUAUAACAAAAAUUGCCUUACAAAGGAAAUAGAAAUAAGUAGAAACAUCUUUUUAAAAGAUUUUUCUGUGGAAAUGAUUUACUAUAAAGAGGUCAGAUAAAAAUGAUAAUAACUAAAACUAAGAAUUGUUUUGCUUAUGACAAAAGCAAUAGGAAAAAGAAUAUGGAUAUAUGAGAAUAAUAUGGACAAGAGAACAUGUGGUAAGAAAGCAUUUGGGAUUCAAUGCUGCAAAAGAAAGAUUUUUAUAACUGUUCCAAUACAUUGUAUGAUGUAAUCCAAGAAUAACACUAUACAGAUAGGCAGACAGUUAUAUUCAACUCCUGGGUCAACCCAUUCAACCCACAAUGAUUUUGCAUGGGUAAAAUUUUUCCCUCAAAGGCAAUUUUUUUGCCAAAUUUGAUUCAUCCAAAGCCAGUAACUUUGAGACAAUAACGGAUAACUUCUUAGCAAUAAUCUUAAUAAAUUUCCCUGGACUGAGUUUUCAGAGGACAAUGUAACUCAGAUUCAAGUCUUUACCCCACUGGCUAGUCUCUACCAGGCUCUUUGGGCUGCUGGAGAAGCACUGGAAAUUAGCCAAAUGGUAGCCUCCACCAGGCCUUCCUAAGGGGCUAUAUGCAUGUUGGAAUUUGACCAAAAAAAGGGUGAGUUUUGGCCAGGGGAGUGAGCCUGGGCCAUGGUUAUAAGUGUAACAUAUACCCCAGUGCAGCAAAACAAAAAAGGUUUUUGGAACAUGGUCAGUCCCUCAGGCCUAUAGUAUUAUGAAAAAGAUAAUAACUUGUACUUGUGUGAUGGUACUACAUUUGUAUAGUAUAAUGUUGUCACUGAGUUAAUUGGGUUGGUGGAAAAAGGAGUCCAGUCC
This is a messenger RNA of Branchiostoma belcheri (Belcher's lancelet), 3696 nucleotides long. RefSeq names its product ATP-dependent 6-phosphofructokinase, muscle type-like. Gene Ontology annotation, cellular component: 6-phosphofructokinase complex; cytoplasm. Gene Ontology annotation, molecular function: ATP binding; AMP binding; 6-phosphofructokinase activity. The transcript has 21 exons. The coding region runs from base 118 to 2475 and encodes 785 amino acids. Gene Ontology annotation, biological process: canonical glycolysis; fructose 6-phosphate metabolic process; fructose 1,6-bisphosphate metabolic process. The record is from RefSeq and is a predicted model, not a curated record. Lineage: Eukaryota; Metazoa; Chordata; Leptocardii; Amphioxiformes; Branchiostomatidae.